This is a messenger RNA of Vanessa tameamea, 524 nucleotides long. RefSeq names its product general odorant-binding protein 19d-like (gene Obp3). Lineage: Eukaryota; Metazoa; Arthropoda; Insecta; Lepidoptera; Nymphalidae. Gene Ontology annotation, molecular function: odorant binding. The transcript has 4 exons. The coding region runs from base 70 to 504 and encodes 144 amino acids. The record is from RefSeq and is a predicted model, not a curated record.
GGACGGGAUGCUGUCUUGUGAUUAUUCCGUCAUUAAUUUCGUACUAUUUUAUAAUAUACAACGUUCGUAAUGCUUAAAUAUUUUAUGUAUUUAUUCUUGGUGUACUCUAUAACCGCACAGCAUGAAAAAGACAAUCCAUUAGCAGCGAUGGUACAUAAAACUUUGAGAGCCACUGCUCGUUCCUGUAUGGAGAAGACCAACGCUACGGAAUCUGAUCUGAUGCACCUUCGCAAUGAUCCACCUUUCCCGCAUAAGGCCGCUUGUAUCGUCACCUGUCUUUUAAAAAAAAUAGGCAUCGUGGAGGACCAAGUAUUCUCAAAAUCUGGCUUCAUGGUCAUCGUCGGUCCGCUGGUCUUUCAAAAUAAGAAGAAAUUGGAUCACAUGAAGACUGUCUCCGAGAAUUGUGAAAAAGAGAUAAAAACCGAUGAAGAUUCUUGUAAACUAGGUAAUGAAAUACCUCAGUGUGUUUUCAAAUACGCCCCCGAACUACAUUUCAAGAGUUAAUUGUGCUUAAUAAACAAUAA